Theobroma umbraticum is the source of this 570-nucleotide messenger RNA. Its product is annotated as 11-beta-hydroxysteroid dehydrogenase-like 4A. Gene Ontology annotation, molecular function: oxidoreductase activity. Gene Ontology annotation, cellular component: cytosol. The record is from RefSeq and is a predicted model, not a curated record. NCBI's taxonomy places the organism in Eukaryota, Viridiplantae, Streptophyta, Magnoliopsida, Malvales, Malvaceae.
AUGAAACGUCUUGCUUACGAGUGCGCAAAGAGAGGAGCACGUUUGGCCCUGGCUGCUAGAAGAGAAGACCGACUCCGGGCAGUUUAUGAAAAAGCUAGCCACUUGGGGUCCCUAGAUGCUAUCGAGGUCCGAGCAGACGUUUCCAAGGCAGAAGAUUGCAAACAGUUUGUCAAUAAGGCAGUUGUCAAAAUCGGCAGAGGAAUAGAACAGAGGAAUAAGAGGAAAGAUCGAGACGCCAGUGUAAAGGAAAUGAUUUUCUCAUUCCUGAUGGAUCAUCUGGUGAGCAAUGCUGGAAUAACUCACAUCAUCAGCUCGUUUGAGGAUUCCAGUCAACUCUCUGAAUUUGCUCCCGCUAUGGACACAAAUUUCUGGGUUCCAGCAUAUUGCUCCUAUUUUGCAAUUCCACGUCUAAGAAAAACCAGGGAAGAUAGUUGUUGUAGCUUCAACCGCAGGCUGGUUUCCUACUCCAAAAUUGACCUUUUACACGUUCAAAUGAACUCUGUCCCGGCUGAGUCCACCGAUGAAAGCGCCAAAGCAAUUGUAAACAGUGCUUGCCGCGGAGACAAAUAA